AUGUAUUCCAAGGAAUUCUUUGCCUCGGUCACAGUCGCCGCGGCGCUCCUCAAGGGCGCCUCUGCUUCGCCUCUUGAUGAGACUAGCAAGCUGAUGGCCCGCGCUGCUCAGGAUAACAAGAUUGCUCUCACACCCACCGCGCUGGAUAUUGGCUCUGGCAAGGAGCUCAAGCUUUCUCAGCAGGAGAACUACUUUUGGCAUCACCCUGAAGAGGGUGUCAUGGCCAACAUGACCAUUGCCCCCCACCCGGAGUUCCGCAUGCUCAACUCCAACAACUUUGGCAAGCUGGUCAAGACGACUGAUUGUUCCAACGAGAACAACAUCAAAGUCACCUUUGGCGAUGUUCAGUCUAUGAAGGAUGCUGAAAACGCCUGGGCGUGGGUUCACAAGGACCCCAAGAACGUUGUCAUUUAUGUUCUGGAUGGCAAGGACUGUGGUGGAAAGAAUGGCCGCCAGCCAUACUACAUCAAGGAUAUCAAGUAUGAUGAGAACGCCAAGACUGCUGACAUGGAGUCUUCUAUCGCUCGCUGGCCUGAGUUUGCCGACGACGCCCAAAUCACUAUCAACACCAUUGCCAAGGCCCCUGGCGCCCCCAAUGCCCCUGCUAAGCGUGGAAUUUUCGAUGAUAUUGGAAACGCGUUUAAAUCAGGCGCCCAGAAAGUUGGCGACGCUUUUACUGGCGUAGGCAAACAGGCUGAGGACGCUGCCAAGAAGGCCGCCGAUAAGGUCAAGGAGGAAGCUGAAAAGGCUAAGAAGUUGGCUGAAGAUGAGGCAAACAAAGUCAAGGAUGCAGCUACAAAGCUCGGCAAGAUUGACAAGAACUUUAAUAUCGCUCUUAACAAGGAGGUGGAAAAGAACAGGAACAUCUUGAAGGCUGACGUCAAGGGUGUCAACCUGCAGAUUGACUGCGUUGACUGCCACACCAAGGGCAGCUUGGACGUGGACAUGACCAUCUCCCUCAAGGACGGCUUCGUUGGCCACGCUGUUGUCAAGGACGAUGUCGUUUUCCAUCUUGGUCUUGGCUUGACUGCCUCUGGUGCUGUCAAGGGUGGUGCUCCUGUCCUGGAAAAGUCCAUCCGUCUCUUCACAGCUGGUCUUCCUGGCUUCACCAUCCCCAACGUUCUCGAGGUCGGGCCUACCUUCAACAUUGACGCCCAGGCCAGCAUCCAGUCCAUCACCGGCACUGUUCACGCCGAGGCUGGCGCCGAGAUGGUGAUUCCCAAGGGCAACAAGAUUGCCAUCCACUCCAACGACAAGACUGAGGUCAAGCCCACCUUUGCCCUGACCCCCGCCAGCAUCACCGCUGAGAUUGACAUGGUUAGCCGUGUCAACCCUCUCUUCACCCUCAACAUUGGUGCCACCUUCUUGAAGAAGGGUGUCGUUGGUGGUGUUGGUGUCGCUGCUCCUACUGUCGACCUCACCACUGGUAUUGCUGCCUCCACCAAGGGAGACGCGUGCCCCAACGAGGCCGCCAAGGUCGCUGCCAAGCUUGCUGUCGAUAUCGGUGUCCAGGUUGAGGUCUAUGGUGGCUUCACUGGCGGUGACCCUACCCCUAACAAGAAGGUUGUCUUUGAGAAGCAAAAGAACCUGCUCACUAAGUGCAUUCCCAUCAAGAAGUAAGCACACUCAGAGUCGACGAGAACACGGUCAGGGUCCACAGGUCUGCCUGCAAACCUUCUGACGAAAAGAAGAAAACACGUCUUUCUAUUGGAGUUAUCGGGAAUAAUCCAUCAGGAUGGAUAUUAGCAUGUUUGGAGUUUGUUUUCACGAGUC
Messenger RNA from [Torrubiella] hemipterigena, 1773 nucleotides. Lineage: Eukaryota; Fungi; Ascomycota; Sordariomycetes; Hypocreales; Clavicipitaceae. The record is from the annotation of a GenBank genome assembly.